Molecule: messenger RNA, 3399 nt
Organism: Callorhinchus milii (elephant shark)
Lineage: Eukaryota; Metazoa; Chordata; Chondrichthyes; Chimaeriformes; Callorhinchidae
Gene: rufy3
Product: RUN and FYVE domain containing 3
Exons: 19
Coding region: 26-2134 (702 amino acids)
Biological process (GO): regulation of axonogenesis
Cellular component (GO): cytoplasm
Molecular function (GO): metal ion binding
Source: RefSeq, a predicted model, not a curated record
AGUGUGGGGCUGACUCAGUGGGAACAUGGCGGAGUUGUCUGCGGCAGCGCCACAGUUCCAGCCGCUGCCGACCCCCGGCUGCCCGGAGCCGGAGGGAAACGGCGAGGCGUGCGGCGCCCCCGAGCCCGACCCCGUCAUCUACUUCAUCAGGAAAGCUCCCGGAGCCGACCCGCUCCCCCCCGGGCCCGCGGAACACCUCCAGCUGCUCUGGCCACCGCCACCGCCACCGCCGCCACCGCCCGCCUGCGGCUCCCCCACGGCAACCGCCACUGACAGGCCCCGGACACACCAACUCUGUUGGGAGGAUUUAACAGUGUGGGUGGAUCAAUUGCAAAUGCUUGAUGAUACUGAAGAUCCUAAGGAUCCCAUUGCAAUUGAACGACUCAAUUUAAUGAAUAUGGCAAAGCUGAGUAUUAAGGGUCUUAUUGAAUCUGCUUUGAACUUGGGACGGUCCUUGGAUUCAGACUAUGCUCCUCUUCAGCAAUUCUUUGUGGUAAUGGAACACUGUCUCAAACAUGGCCUUAAAGCUAAGAAAACAUUCCUUGGACAGAACAAGUCAUUCUGGGGCCCAUUAGAGCUGGUGGAGAAGCUGUGCCCUGAAGCGGGUGAAAUUACAGUCAGUGUUAAGGACCUCCCAGGUCUUAAGACCCCAGUUGGAAGAGGAAGAGCAUGGCUUCGCUUAGCAUUGAUGCAAAAGAAACUCUCAGAUUAUAUGAAAGCGUUGAUUAAUAGAAAGGAUCUUAUGAGUGAAUUUUAUGAAGCAAACGCUUUGAUGAUGGAAGAGGAAGGUGCCGUCAUCGCUGGUCUCUUGGUUGGGCUCAACGUCAUUGAUGUGAAUCUGUGCAUGAAGGGCGAGGACCUUGAUACUCAGGUUGGUGUGAUCGAUUUCUCUCUUUACUUGAAAGAUGGCGGUCACAGCAGUAAAAGCAAUGAAGGGGAUGGACAAAUUACUGCCAUCCUGGACCAAAAAAACUAUGUGGAAGAACUUAACAGACAUCUAAGUGCUACUGUCAAUAACCUACAGGCAAAAGUGGACGCAUUAGAAAAAUCGAAUACAAAAUUGACUGAAGAGCUUGCAGUGGCAAACAACAGGAUCAUCACUUUACAGGAAGAGACCGAGCGAAUAAAGCAAGACAAUGUUUACUACUUGGAAUCCACUCGAAAGAAGAUGGAGGUGUCUAAGCAAGAUGGAAAUGCAGAGGGCAAUUUCCACAGACAGUCCCACCAGGAUGAUAUGUACAAUGAGGCCCGGAAACAGCUCAAAGAAGAAACUCAGCUAAGACUAGAUGUUGAGAAAGAGUUGGAGCUGCAGAUUGGUAUGAAGCAGGAAAUGGAGCUGGCCAUGAAAAUGCUGGAGAAGGACAUCUGUGAGAAGCAAGAUGUUCUUGUAACGCUUAGACACCAGUUGGAUGAUGUUCGGUCUCUCAAACAUGAUCUGUCCCAAAAGGUUCAGGGUUCUGAUAGUGUGGUCAGACAGAAGAAUGAAAUCAUUGCUCGUUUGGAAGAGAAGACUAACCAGAUGGGUUCUACCAUUAAGCAACUGGAGCAAAGAUUGCGACAGGUGGGGGAAAACUGGCAUUCAGCUGAGGACGCCAAUCGGCACUUCAAGCAGGAGUUUGGUGAUAAGAUUGAGAGCCUACAACUACAGGUGGAGCAACUGACAAAGGAGCGUUCCCAGUGGGAAAUGGUUUUGAAGGAACGAAAACAGAACUUGCACAACGAUCCCCAUCGAGACAAGAAUACAGGAGCACAUUAUCCGAAGCUUGUCGUAGAUAUGAAGAAGGAAUUACAACAGCUCCAAGAAGAAAAUGCUAAAUUACGGAAAGGACCAGAAUGUAAACCUCCAAAUGUAAGCCCACACCAAUGCAGAUCUGCUGAAGAAAUCAAAGUAGAAAUGGAAUCUGAUCAGUCAUUGGAAAGCAGUGAGAAUACAGCAGUGAAUAUAGUUUGCAAUCUCUGCCAAGACGAAGCCUCUGUCACAAAGCCCAAGAAUCGAUGCCACAACUGUCAGGAGAUGUUUUGCAAUACAUGUAGCGCCAAUGAGUUGCCACUUCCAUCCUCAAUCAAGCCUGAACGUGUGUGUAAUCCUUGUCACACACUGUUAUUGGAGCAGUAUUCCACAACUCCACCCUGAGACAGACUGGAACUACCUGACCAGUGAACCAUCCAUUUAUUAUGCUGUGAAGCAUUUUGAAAAAAACAGUGAAUACCUCUUAUUGCCUUUGAUUGUAUGAAAGAAUGUGAAACUGCACAAUGUUUCCAAAAAUGCACACUUUUUAAAAGUAUUCCUUAACAUCUUGUAUUAAAGGGACUUGAGCCUCCACUCCUUCAUAUUCGAUGUAAGGUUGUACUUUCAACAAGACAAUCUUUUAGCACACCAAUUAUUGUAUGUUAUUAGUAACAGAAGUAAAAGUGCAUGCCAUUGCCUUACUUGGCAACAAAAGUAUGUUUCUGUACAGCCCUCCGAAAAGGCUCUAAAUAUGCUGUUGGAAUCUAUAGCAGUCUUUUGAAAUCAGAAAUGUUUUAUAAAAUGUUGUAUUGCAUAGGUAAGUAUUCAAUUCUUGAGGUGAGGUUGAAUUAAAAUAGUGUUUUAAAAGUAAGGUUAAACAAUUUCACAUCACACGGGACUCCCUGCACCCUAAAAUCCAGGCAUAUUGCACUGAACUGCACAUUUUAAGGCUGGGAUAAUCUUUGCUUCUGCAGUGAAUCAAACAUUUAACAUUCAGUAACUGGAUCUUAUUGGGACUUUUUAACUUAAUUGUAAGACAGGAUUUUUUUUCACAGACCUCAAUCGAUUGUGGACUGAAGGAAGCAGAGCUACUGGAAAAUUAAGCACAGGCCACGUAUUUUUGUCACUCAUGUCUAUCACUGUAGAUUUAAAUGAGCCAAUUUCAGGGUUAUUUCUAUAACACAGUUUGUGCGACAAUAAAUGAGUUAAAAUCUAUGGUUCAAAAUGGACCAAGAGCACAAGGCAUUUUUAGGGUAAAUGUUUUACUGUUUUUGUUUGUUGUGGAUCAUUACUGUUUAAAUGUGUGCCUUACGUCAAUUGAAUUUUCAUGUUUGUCAUUGAUUUCGCAGGACUUUAUAUCAUUAUUCAUUAUCUUUACCUAACCAGGUUCAGAAUAUAUUUUUCCUGAUUCAUUUGCACAAGCAUUGUUAAUAGGCUUUUCAAUGAAAUAUUUUGACAAUUUUUUUUAAAACAGGAGAUUAUUUCAGUUUGGUCUAUAAUUUCAGAUCAACUGAUGCAUCGUACUGUGGCCCAGAAUGAGAUUGUUUUGUGAAGCUGAGCUUCCUGUGGGCCUGGUAUAGAUCAAUGUCUGGGUUGACUAGAUUGUAACUUAAGAUGUAUUUGUUUGUAUCUGUUAUACCAUUUGAAUAAAAAAAUGUCAUGCAAACAAA